GGCGAGAGGUAGAUCAGCUAAACAACCCAAUCGCCUCAGCCCUCCCGUCACUCAACAAAGAUCUGCCGAGGCCCGAACAGAGAUGCCCAUGACUGAUGCUAAUGGAGCGCCUCCUCGGGUGAUGGAACCAGGGGAGUUGCUACCUGACUUCGUGGAUCGUUUUCAGACCGCCUUGGACAAAUCGGGACGGGAAGAGAAUGCGGCUCGGGAUUUGUUUAUCGAUAAUCUCCGCAACACCGUGUUGAAGCUGAGCGGUUUUGGUAUCAAGGAGUGGGAUAACAUCGGUUUUGCCAAUGUGGGUUCGAACUAUCGGGAUUUCGGACGGGAUGACCGUCGCGAUCGGGGCAACGAUCGAGGACGUUACUGGGGUGGUAGCGACGGAGGACGCGAUCAGCAAGGGGAUGGACGCAAGGAGCGCUCCAUGGAACGAGGGAGUACCAGCCAGUGGGGCCAAAGAGAGGUUCCUCUGCGAUUCACUCGAGUAUGUUAUGAAUGCGGGGAGCCAGGUCACUACAGGAAUCAUUGCCCGAAGCUGGGUAGAGACGGAGGUCCAAGGUACAAUGGUCAACGCGGGAGGUCGCUAUCCCCGAAGCCACAAGCACGACAACAAGAACCAAGAGCUGCCUCUGAAGAUCCAGUAGUGAAACGCCAAAUUGAAGAAUUGGCGGUGACAAUAACAUCCAUGAAAGAAGCUCUUGACGCGGAGAAAGCAGCAAAGGAAGAGAAGAUUAAGCGGAAGACGGAGAAGCUCGAGCGCAAAAAGAGAGAGGAGGAGGAAGCGAAAGCGGCGGAAGAGAAAUAGGCAGCUGAACAAAGGCGUCUCGCGAGA
This is a messenger RNA of Chara braunii, 829 nucleotides long. Lineage: Eukaryota; Viridiplantae; Streptophyta; Charophyceae; Charales; Characeae. The record is from the annotation of a GenBank genome assembly.